Messenger RNA from Dermacentor silvarum, 566 nucleotides. RefSeq lists its product as uncharacterized. The coding region runs from base 147 to 566 and encodes 139 amino acids. The transcript is spliced from 5 exons. NCBI's taxonomy places the organism in Eukaryota, Metazoa, Arthropoda, Arachnida, Ixodida, Ixodidae. The record is from RefSeq and is a predicted model, not a curated record.
GCAAGCGAUAUAAAGGACGAUUGUCGUAAGCCUAACAGAGGUUUUCGAUUUUAAUUUCAACCAUCAGUCAGCCGCCCCCUUUUACACCUCGGCUGAGUCGCUGGAUAUACGCUCCAUUACAUCCGGCACACCCUUGGGAGAACACGAUGCACCGAUUCCUCGCAGUCGCCGUUGUUCUAUGUCUCACAUCACUUGUUGUUGACGCCAACGUUGACGUGAUCAUCGACCGGCUCAAGUCUCUGGUGAGGCAGUUGGUGCCAAACGAGGCCAUGGCGCAGCAGUUCAUGGACCGCAUCGACAGCACACGGGAGUGCCUGCUUAUGGCCAGAGACAUCAACCCAGCCAUAAUACAGCGGUUCACAGACGGCAUCAUACCGACGGCUACGGAGUGCGCCGCCAGGACUAUAGGUAUCUCCGAUCGUACCGAAAGAAGCAACGCGCUAAGAACUUGCUUUCAAGAGAGGGCCGACAGGUUCAAGCGUAAGAAACGGCGCAGGUAUGGUGCACUGAAUAGGUCGACCCUGCUCUUUCCUUACAUUCGAGUGCACACCAACAGACCCGAAUAA